Aquila chrysaetos chrysaetos is the source of this 2950-nucleotide messenger RNA. RefSeq names its product G protein-coupled receptor kinase 1 (gene GRK1). The record is from RefSeq and is a predicted model, not a curated record. Gene Ontology annotation, cellular component: cytoplasm. Lineage: Eukaryota; Metazoa; Chordata; Aves; Accipitriformes; Accipitridae. Gene Ontology annotation, biological process: signal transduction; visual perception; regulation of opsin-mediated signaling pathway. The transcript has 9 exons. Gene Ontology annotation, molecular function: rhodopsin kinase activity; ATP binding. The coding region runs from base 136 to 1917 and encodes 593 amino acids.
GGGGGGGAGGGGGGGUCGUGCCCCCCCCCCCCUCCGGUCCCGACCGCCCCCGGGGGAUUUGGUUAAUCCCCGGGCGGGGCUAAUCCCACCCCGGGGCCACCGGGAACCGCCGCGGGCAAGGGGAGCUGCGCAGCCAUGGACAUCGGCGGCCUGGAGACGGUGGUGGCCAAUUCGGCCUACGUGUCGGCCCGCGGCGGUCCGGGAGCGUCGGGACGGGACCGCCGGCAACGCGCCCGCCUCCGCCUGCCCCACAUCACCCAGUGCGAGGCCCUGCGCGCCCGCCUGGGUGGGGGGCACCCGCCCGGCGGCACCCACGGGGCGCAAGGCGGCGGAGCGCAAAAUGGCGGCGGAGGGGGCCCAGAUGGCGUCGCGGCUGGGGGCGGCCUUGCCGGGGAGGACGCUUCCUUCCGGUGGCAGUGCGUGGAGCAGCCAAUCGGGAAGCUGCUGUUCCAGCGGUUCCUGGAAGGGGCGCCGGGAUUGGCCGCGGCGGGGGCGCUGUGGGCGGAGCUGGAGGCCUACGAGCGGUGCGAGGAGGCGGAGCGAAGCGGGGCGGCCGCCGCCCUGAGGAGGCGGUUCUUCACCCCGGGCGGGGCCGAGCACUGCAGCUUCCUCAGCGCCGCCGCCACGGCCACGCCCACAGGCGCCACCACCUCUGCCGAGGACUUUGGGCAAGCGCGACGGGAGCUGCUGGCCCACCUGGAGGCGGUGGCCUGGACCCCGUACCGAGCGUCACCGGAGUUUGGGCGCUUCGUGCAGUUCAAGUGGCUGGAGGGGCAGACGGUGAGCGCCGAAGCCUUUGUCGACUUCAGGGUGCUGGGUAAGGGUGGCUUCGGUGAGGUCUGCGCCUGCCAGCGCCGCACCACCGGCAAGAUGUACGCCAACAAGCGCCUCAACAAGAAGCGUCUCAAGAAGCGCCAGGGCUACGAGGCGGCACUGGUGGAGAAGCGGAUCCUGGCGCGGGUGCACAGUCGCUUCAUCGUCUCGCUGGCCUGCGCCUUCCAGACCAAGACCGACCUCUGCCUCGUCAUGACACUCAUGAACGGCGGUGACCUGCGGUACCACGUGUACAACGUGGACGAGGACAACCCUGGGUUCCCCGAGCCGCGGGCCGUGUUUUACACCGCCCAGAUCCUGCUGGGGCUGGAGCACCUGCACCAGCACCGCAUCGUCUACCGUGACCUCAAGCCCGAGAACGUCCUCCUCGAUGACGCCGGCCACGUCCGUCUGUCCGACAUGGGUUUGGCCGUGGAGCUCAAGGAGGGACAGACCAAAACCCGCGGAUACGCUGGGACGCCAGGGUUCAUGGCACCGGAGGUGCUGCGGGACGAGGAGUACGACUGGGCCGUCGACUACUUCACGCUGGGGGUGACCCUCUACGAGAUGCUGGAGGCCAAGGGACCCUUCCGCAGGCGGGGGGAGAAGGUGGAGAACAAGGAGGUGACACGGCGCAUCCUACAUGACCCCGUCAGCUACUCGGACCGGUUCAGCCCGGCGGCGCGGGCCGCCUGCGAGGGUCUGCUGGCCAAGGACUCCAGCGCCCGCCUCGGCUUCCGGGAGAACGACUGCGCCCAACUCAAGGCGCACCCCCUCUUCGCCGCCAUCAACUGGGGGCGCCUCGAGGCAGGUCUGGUGCCCCCCCCUUUCGUCCCGGACCCCCGUCGGGUGUACGCCAAGGAUCUGGGGGACGUGGGGGCCUUCUCCUCGGUGCGGGGGGUGGAGUUGGACGAGGGGGACGCGGCGUUGUGUGACACCUUCGCCUCGGGGACCGUCCCCAUCCCCUGGCAGGAGGAGCUGAUCGAGACGGGGGUCUUCAAGGAAUUGAAUAUUUGGGGACCCCCCGGGACCUUACCCCCCGAUUUGGAUCCGGCUAGUGCGCCUGGCGGGGGGGUACGGUCCGGUACUUGCUGUUUGCUGUGAUGGGGUGGAGGGGCACCCCAAAUUUGGGGGGGGGGAUAAAAGUGGGGGUACACUACCUUGGGGUAUGGGGGGGGGGUCUCAAAAGUUGUGGGUUCCUCACCCUGGGGUAUGGGGGGGGCUCAAAAGUGGGGACCCCCCGUAGAGUAUAUGGAAUGGGGAGGGUCAAAAGUGGGGGUUCCCCAGCUUGGGGUACAGGAGGGAGCUCAAAGGUGGGGGGGGGCCCUCCCUUGGGUUAUCUGGAAUGGGGGACCCCAAAAGUGGGAGUCCCCCACUUCGGGGUAUGGGGGGCUAAAAUUGGGGGUCCCCUCUCUGGGGAUAUCUGGACUGGGGGGGACCCCUGUGUUGGUCCCCCAAAUGGGGCAGCCCAAAAGUGGGGUUCCCCCCCACCUUGGGGUAUCCAGAAGAGGAUGUGGGGGGGGGGGUCCCUCCCAUGGCAUUCGGGGGACUCUAAAAUUGGGGGGUGUCCUCCCCCAGGGUAUAUGGAAUGGGGGUCCCCUGUGGGGUAUCUGGAAGGGGGGGACCCCCAAAAUGAGGCAGUCCAAAAUGGGGGUCCCCUCUGGGGCAUUAGAUAUGGGGGUCGUGUCCCCCCCGGGGUAUAGGGGGGGCCCAAAAGUGGGGGUGUCCCCCCUGGGUACCUGGAAUGGGGGGGCAAAAGUGGGGUACCCCCUGGGGAAUCCCUAGGCUGCACCCCCAAAUAGGGGACCCCCAAACUGGGCCCCCCCCAGGGGUAGCCCUGUACGGAACCCCCCAAAAUUGAGGCCACCCCUCAGGAACACCCCAAAACCCCACGACCUCCCCCCAAAUCCCCCUCCCCCUGGGAAGGGGAGACACCCCAAAAGUUGGGGGGGGCCCUGGGGACACCCCAAAACACGAGCUCUCCCCCCCCCCCAACUGAAGGACUCCCCUCCCUCAGACCUCAGGGGCCCCCCCCCCUCAGCUCGGUGCCACCCUGGGGAGGGGGACACACCAAUCCCCCCCCCAAAUGACCCUUCCCUGGGGUUGGGGUCCCCCAAAACUCACCUCAUGCCCCCCC